AUGACUACAGCCAAGGAGACCAAUGCUUCAGGGAAAUCCGUGCAGCAGCAGGAACAGGCCCCAGCUGUGCCCACCUCUGGCCCUGGCUGUGCCCACCUCCAGGCCCCGGCUGUGCCCACCUCCAGGCCCCGGCUGUACCCACCUCCAGGCCCCGGCUGUGCCCACCUCCAGCCCCAUCUGCCCACCUCUGGCCCCGGCUGUGCCCACCUUCAGCCCCGUCUGCCCACCUCUGGCCCCAGCUGUGCCCACCUCCAGGCCCCAGCUGUGCCCACCUCCAGGCCCCGGCUGUGCCCACCUCCAGCCCCGUCUGCCCACCUCUGGCCCCAGCCGUGCCCACCUCCAGGCCCCAGCUGUGCCCACCUCUUGCCCCCGGCUGUGCCCGCCUCCAGGCCCCGGCUGUGCCCACAGCCUCUGACCCUCAAACAGCCUGCUGCAUCUCCCCUGUGGACCGAUGAGCUUUUCUGGGAGCGGACAGCGCUCCGCUGUCGGGGCCAGGGACAUCAGGAGCUGGUGGGGAGUAAUCCUCCACAAAGAAAUUGGAAGGGAAUAGCGAUUGCACUCCUUGUGAUUCUGGUCAUCUGCUCCUUGAUCGUCACCUCGGUCAUACUGCUGACACCAGCGGAAGAUAAUAGUCUGUCUCAGAAGAAGAAGGUCACAGUGGAAGAUCUCUUCAGUGAUGAUUUCAAAAUUCAUGACCCCGAGGCCAAGUGGAUAAGCGAUAAAGAAUUCAUCUACAGAGAACAGAAAGGAAAUGUGAUACUACAGAAUGUUGAAACAAAUAUUUCUACGGUGUUAAUAGAAGGCAAAAAAAUUGAAUCAUUAAGAGCCAUCCGAUAUGAAAUCUCUCCAGAUAAGGAAUAUGCUCUGUUUUCAUACAACGUGGAGCCAAUAUACCAACACUCCUACACUGGAUACUAUGUCCUGAGCAAAAUUCCUCAUGGGGACCCUCAAAGUCUGGACCCACCGGAAGUGAGCAAUGCGAAGCUUCAGUAUGCAGGGUGGGGCCCCAAAGGCCAGCAGCUGAUAUUUAUCUUUGAAAACAACAUCUACUACUGCGCACACGUUGGGAAGCAGGCCAUUCGUGUGGUGUCUACUGGGAAGGAAGGCGUGAUCUACAACGGUCUCAGUGACUGGCUGUACGAAGAGGAGAUUUUGAAGACCCACAUCGCCCACUGGUGGUCUCCGGACGGCACGAGGCUCGCCUACGCCACCAUCAACGACUCCCGCGUGCCCGUCAUGGAGCUCCCAACCUACACUGGCUCCAUCUACCCCACAGUGAAGCCCUACCACUACCCCAAGGCUGGAAGUGAAAACCCCGGCAUUUCCCUGCACGUCAUUGGCUUAAAUGGACCCACCCACGAUCUGGAGAUGAUGCCACCCGAUGAUCCACGGAUGAGGGAGUACUACAUCACCAUGGUGAAGUGGGCCACCAGCACCAAGGUCGCGGUGAACUGGCUGAGCCGGGCGCAGAACGUGUCCCUUCUCACCCUCUGCGACGCCACCACCGGGGUCUGCACAAAGAAACACGAGGACGAAAGCGAAGCCUGGCUCCACAGACAGAACGAGGAGCCGGUGUUCUCCAAGGACGGCCGGAAGUUCUUCUUCGUCAGAGCCAUCCCACAGGGGGGACAAGGGAAAUUCUAUCACAUCACCGUCUCGUCGUCCCAGCCCAACAGCAGCAACGACAACAUUCAGUCCAUCACAUCUGGAGACUGGGACGUCACCAAGAUCCUGUCCUACGACGAGAAGCGGAACAAGAUCUACUUCCUGAGCACCGAGGAGUCUCGGAGGCCACAGCUCCCCACAGCCAGCACGGUGGGCAGCUUCAACAGGCAGUGCAUGUCCUCUGACCUGGUGGAGAAUUGCACCUACUUCAGUGCAUCCUUCAGCCACAGCGCGGACUUCUUCCUCCUCAAAUGCGAAGGUCCUGGAGUCCCCACGGUGACCGUGCACAACACAACGGAUAAGAAAAAAAUUUAUGAUCUAGAAACAAACGAACACGUAAAGAAGGCCGUACAUGACCGACAGAUGCCGAAAGUAGAAUACAGGAAGAUCGAGGUUGACGAUUACACUGGCCGUGAGGGCAUCACCUGGAGUGACUCUCCUCGUGCCCACAGCAUGGCUACCAGGAGCACCUCAUUCCGGGCCUCUCCGUUCGCCUCCAAGAGGAUGAUGCUGAAGGAACAGUACAUCGAUAAGGCGCGUGUGGCCGUGUUUGGGAAGGACUACGGCGGGUACCUGAGCACUUACAUACUCCCAGCGAAGGGUGAAAACCAGGGUCAGCUUUUCACCUGUGGCUCUGCUCUCUCUCCAAUAACAGACUUCAAGCUCUACGCGUCUGCGUUCUCCGAGAGGUACCUGGGCCUCCACGGACUUGACAAUAGGGCAUACGAGAUGACCAAGGUGGCUCAUCGAGUGUCAGCCCUGGAAGAGCAGCAGUUUCUAAUCAUUCAUGCAACCGCUGACGAAAAAAUCCAUUUCCAGCACACGGCGGAGCUCAUUACACAGCUAAUUAAGGGGAAGGCUAAUUACAGCUUACAGAUCUACCCCGACGAAAGCCAUUACUUGCACAGCGCCUCCCUGCACCAGCACCUGUACCGGUCCAUCAUCAACUUCUUUGUGGAGUGCUUCCGGAUUCAGGACAAACUCCCCGCAGCCACAGCGAAAGAAGAGGAGGAGGAGGACUGA
Molecule: messenger RNA, 2688 nt
Organism: Puma concolor (puma)
Lineage: Eukaryota; Metazoa; Chordata; Mammalia; Carnivora; Felidae
Source: RefSeq, a predicted model, not a curated record